GAGAUCCAGAUUCCAGAUUCCAGAUUCCAGAUUCGAGAUACCAGAUCCAUCUUAUGUGAUUUUUUCGCACAUUUUGCCUUCUCCAUUUGUUUAAAACAGACGCAAGAAUCUUUUUAAAAAAAGCCACAUCGAUGACACGAGGCGAAAACUAAAUAUAUAAAAAAAAUUCAAUUUCAUUCUUUUGAAAUCUGGGUUUUAUUCGACAAAGAGGGGUUUGUUUUGUUUUCUUCUUCAACCAUCUCGGAAUCGUUCCAAAGCUUCACCAACCUCAACAUACGACGGAGAUCUCAAGAAGAUCCUCGACUCGAUUCUCUCACGGUUGUUGCAGAUAUCAAAAACCCUUAAUUGGGGAUGAUGUGGAGAGUUCUAAUCCGUUUAAAAUCUGGAUGACGUUAUGCAGAAGCGGAGGAUCAUCACUGUGGAUCAAUCGUCGUCUAUUGAGAUGAGAGAGUACAGUAGCAGCAACGAUGACGUUCCUUACUCAAGUGUCCGCCGUGAUGAUGAUGAGGAGGUUCCGUCGUCACCUAAAGCUACCGACAAGAUUCGGAAAGUUUCGAUGUUGCCACUUGUGUUCCUCAUAUUCUAUGAAGUCUCAGGAGGUCCUUUUGGUGUUGAGGAUAGUGUGAAUGCAGCUGGACCAUUGUUAGCUCUUCUAGGGUUUGUGAUCUUCCCUUUCAUUUGGAGUAUCCCUGAGGCUUUGAUCACUGCUGAGAUGGGUACAAUGUUUCCAGAGAAUGGUGGUUAUGUUGUGUGGGUUUCUUCUGCUUUGGGACCAUUCUGGGGGUUUCAGCAAGGUUGGAUGAAAUGGCUGAGUGGUGUUAUUGACAACGCGUUGUAUCCUGUUCUGUUUCUUGAUUACUUGAAAUCUGGAAUCCCUGCUUUAGGUAGCGGUUUGCCUAGAGUUGCAGCCAUCUUGGUGUUGACUAUUUUGUUGACGUAUCUCAACUACAGGGGACUGACUAUAGUUGGUUGGGUUGCUGUGCUUAUGGGGGUUUUCUCAAUCCUUCCCUUUGCUGUGAUGGGUUUGAUUUCUAUUCCGCAGAUAGAGCCAUCGAGGUGGCUUGUGAUGGACUUAGGGAAUGUGAACUGGAACUUGUAUCUAAACACACUUUUCUGGAAUCUUAACUAUUGGGAUUCGAUCAGUACUCUAGCUGGUGAAGUGGAGAACCCGAACAAGACGCUUCCAAAGGCUUUGUAUUAUGGUGUGAUCUUAGUUGCUUGUUCUUAUAUCUUCCCUCUUUUGGCUGGAACCGGGGCAAUCCCGUUAGAGCGUGAGAAAUGGACAGAUGGGUAUUUCUCUGAUGUUGCCAAAGCUCUCGGUGGAGCGUGGUUGAGAUGGUGGGUUCAAGCGGCUGCAGCCACAUCAAACAUGGGAAUGUUUCUAGCUGAGAUGAGUAGUGACUCUUUUCAACUUCUUGGAAUGGCUGAGCGCGGUAUGCUUCCUGAGUUCUUUGCCAAGAGGUCACGCUAUGGGACACCUUUACUAGGGAUUCUGUUUUCAGCGUCAGGCGUUGUGCUCUUGUCUUGGCUAAGCUUUCAAGAGAUUGUAGCUGCAGAGAACUUACUCUACUGCGUUGGUAUGAUUUUGGAGUUUAUAGCUUUUGUUAGGAUGAGAAUGAAACACCCUGCUGCAUCAAGACCGUACAAGAUACCUAUAGGAACCGUUGGUUCGAUCCUCAUGUGUGUUCCUCCAACAAUACUGAUCUGUGCUGUUGUAGCACUCUCGUCUCUAAAAGUAGCUGCAGUAAGCGUUGUGAUGCUACUCGUAGGUUUCAUAAUGCAUCCUUUUCUGAACCAUAUGGAUCGCAAGAGAUGGGUCAAAUUCUCCAUCAGUUCUGACUUACCGGACCUUCAGCAGCAAACUCGGGAGUAUGAAGAAACUCUGAUACGUUAAAGAGUGUUCUUUGUUCAUUUCCACAACUAUGUUUUACAGUACAGAGCUUGUAAGCCAUAGACUUAAGCUCUGUACUCUGUUCAUUCACAGCUUGUUCUAAAGUUGUUAGUUUUUUUCUUUCUUUCUCGUAAAGUUAGUUUACGUUACAUACGGUUUUACUAAUAAACUUGUGCAAUAUGUUUGUAUCUCCCUUUCAUUUUUUUUUUUCUGGUCUUUGCCAUUAUUGAUUUGUGUAAAACAAGGUUUGGUAAA
Camelina sativa (false flax) is the source of this 2146-nucleotide messenger RNA. RefSeq names its product putative polyamine transporter At1g31830. Gene Ontology annotation, cellular component: membrane. Gene Ontology annotation, biological process: transmembrane transport. Gene Ontology annotation, molecular function: transmembrane transporter activity. The record is from RefSeq and is a predicted model, not a curated record. NCBI's taxonomy places the organism in Eukaryota, Viridiplantae, Streptophyta, Magnoliopsida, Brassicales, Brassicaceae.